AUGACUGUCAUGGGAGAGCGCCACCGGCUCUCCAAGGUGGUGGUGUACGACACACUGUACUGUGUCCGCCAGGUGUUGGUGUGUGACGCGCUGGGCCUGCCGUUCCGGGACGAGUCUGCGGACGCGGCCGUCUCGGUGGCCGUGAUCCAUCACCUGGCCACCACCGAGCGCCGCUGUUUCGAGAGCCAAGACGUGCUGGUGCCGUGGAAUCAGCAGCAAACCAGCGCCAGCGAGGAGGUGCCUUCCGUGGUCGAGCCGGAGGCCAUCUCUACCACAUCGGACGACGACCUGCUCAACUACAGCGCCUUCACGCACACCAGCGACAGCGACUCGUCAAGGUCGACCAGGUUUCACGUGCGGCGGACGGGCCGGCGGCCGCGGAGGAUCCGCUCAAUCGACCCGACCAUGGCCAGUUCGUCGCAAAGCUCGUCGGGCCUCUCGUCGCCCAGCGAGUCGUGCUACAGCUUCGUCCGUCGGGCGCUGCAGAAGCUGGCCCGUCGCGGGGAGGUGGACGGCUCGCGGCCCUGGAUCCUCUCGCCCUGGACCAGCUACUCGGAGAUGAAGCCGACCAAGUCCGGCGACGCGACCGACGGCAGCCAGCUGAUCGAGAUCCGGCUGGAUGAUGACGUCACGGGUCUGGAGGAAGCGCCUCGCCGGCGCAACACUCUGGGCUGCGACGCGCCGGCGGCCGGCGCCGCCCAGCCGCUGGGCACCUUCAAGUCGCGCAGUGUCGGCGACAUGUGGAGCCUGCUCUUCGCGUUCGACGAGGCGACGGCGGUCAGCAUGGAGCGAUCUCACAGCAGCAGCUCGGCGCUGCUGCAGCAGCAGGCGGCCAAGAAGGGCAGCCGCAAGUCCGUCACCUUCUCCACCCAGUCGCUGACGCUGCCGCGCGAGAAGCUCGCGCUCACCGUCAUUGGCGAGAAGUCGAAGAGCGACAGCGCGCCACUGACCACCGUGCCGGAGAACGAUGUGCGCGAGGAGACGGUCGAGCCGGCGGCGCCGAAGCCGUCGCUGGUGCGACAGCGACGAUUGGCGGACGAGUCGGGCGUGCCGCGCGUGCUCAGCGAGGAGACGCCCUCGGUCGGUCGGCCGGUGCGCGGUAUACUCAAGCAGGCGUCGCUCAACGAGAAUCUGAUGCGUCGCGAUCGGACGGGUGAGCGCGACCAGAUCCGCGCCAAAAUCCGCAAGCAGCAAAGCCUCAACGAGAACGUCAUUUACGGCAAGAUGGCCGGCAGCCAGGAGGUGCCGAAGCCGGCUCACUUCGCCAACUACAGCCGUCUGCGCGCGCUGCGCGACAACUUGGGCAAGCUGAGCGAGAGCCUGGAGAAGCUGGCCGACAAGGACCAGCCGACGUCCGCGCUCAAGAAUGGUUUGGUUAAGAUCGUGCGCCAGCUGACGGACGGUACAGCGCUGCGCCCGGACGCGUGCGACGAGGAAGGGGUUCAGGGUCCGCCCCCGGAGGCUCAGCAGCCGCCCGCUGUGAUGCUGGCGGCGCCCUGUAACGGACUGGCCGCCGAGAUGGCGCUCAAGAGCGUGGCGGAGAGACUGGAGAACCCGCCAGUGGAGUCGAGCUCCAGGGCGCCGGCCGCCGCGCUGCCCGGUGGAGCCACAUGCACGCGCGCCGACAGAAGAACGCUAUACCGCUACUGCUCUCGCGAACGGAAAACCUCGCGCGAGGAAAGCUCGGACAGCUCCAAGGAGAACAGCUUCCAGAGCGACACCAGCCUCGACUCUGAGGACAGCUGCGUCUCCGUCAUAUACGUGCCGAAACUGGACGCUGCCGAGGUGGAGGCCAAGGAGCGCAGCCGCUCCGCCUCCAGCGAGUCGUCGGACGGCUCCAACGGUAAGGUGUCGCCCAAAUCGCCGCUGACCGGCACCCUGCCCUCCUCGCCCACCCGGCUGCCGUCGGCGCCGAUCCGAAUCAACACCCUCAAGAGCCUUCCCAAGCUGGGCGCGCAGGUCUUGCAGAGCCACCUUCAGGGCCGGUUCCAGUUGAUGGACCCGCCGCUGGGCGUGGUGCCGGCGUCCGAGUCGGAGGCGGUAGGUCCGCCGGCGCCGUCACCGUCGCCGGUCGAUGUCACUGCUGAGCUGGUGGUGCCACAGACGGAAACACUCGGCCAGCUGCCGGCCGGCGGCUGUCCCGCCGUCGCCGCACCACCGGCCGAUGAGAGUGCCCCGACGCCGGACGCCAGCGCACCGGCGAAGCACGGCCCCCUGCCAGACGUGGUGACGAGCAGUGGCGCCACCUGCGGCGGCCGGCCGGCCGGCGUCAGCAGCCAAGUGUCGUCGCUCAUCAUGGGCGAAAACAUCGAGAUCAUCCGGCGGCCUGGCGUGCAGGGCUUUCGCAACGUGCAGAUCGUGCGCCGGGCCGCGCCCAAGUAUCUCACGUUUGAGGUGUUUAACCCGGAGACGGAUGACCUGGACAGCGAGAGCUCGUGCGCCAGUAGCAGCGCCAGCAGCCCCAGCAGCGCUUGCAGCGUCAUCAGCAUGGCCUCCGACUGGCCCUCGGCGCAAGAGAUCCAGGAGCUGGACCGCGAGAUCGAGCAGCAGCAGCGAGACCGCCUCAGCGAGCGGGAGACAGCGAACGGCGCAGCGCCGGCGGCGGCGGGAGCGCUGGCAGAGUCCGGCCCCGGGCCCGCGUCGGCCUCCCACCUGGCGGCGCCCUCCGAGACGGACGACAGCCUGAGCAGCUCUCCGGAGCCGCCGGCGCGGCUCAGUAGUCCGCGCGGCCGCCGCAAGGUGACGAUGGCGCGGCUGGAUGCGCCGCCGCUCGAGCAGGCGACGGCGGCGGGCGAGGAGGAAAAGGGACCGGGCAGCCGUCAGGCGUCCUCGGAGGAGUCUCUGCCGUCGGACGUGGGCGGCGCGCUCGGCCACCAUCGCUACUACCACGUGUUCCGCGAAGGCGAACUGGACCGGCUGAUCGAGAAGUACGUGGACAACCUGCAUAUUAUCUCGUCGUACUACGAUCACGCCAACUGGUGCGUGGUGGCGGAGAAGGUGCAGGUGUGGACCAUCUAGCGACAUUGACGGCACCCCGAUCUCGCUCUGUGAUUCCUCGGUCUGCCCGCCCGUGUUGAGGAUGAGAAUGCUCGCAUGUAUCGCUCACUCAGACAUCGUUUCAUGGAUCCCCGGAGGCUGUCAAGGAUUCAUGUCAGUUAUGGUCGGUCUCCAUUCGCCGUUAUGGGCUUGCGCACAGUAGUUAAGAACUCCCUGUUGUGCGUAAA
Messenger RNA from Pollicipes pollicipes, 3224 nucleotides. RefSeq names its product actin cytoskeleton-regulatory complex protein pan1. The record is from RefSeq and is a predicted model, not a curated record. Gene Ontology annotation, molecular function: tRNA binding; tRNA (5-carboxymethyluridine(34)-5-O)-methyltransferase activity; S-adenosylmethionine-dependent methyltransferase activity. The transcript has 11 exons. Bases 1 to 3018 code for a protein of 1005 amino acids. Gene Ontology annotation, cellular component: cytoplasm; nucleus. NCBI's taxonomy places the organism in Eukaryota, Metazoa, Arthropoda, Thecostraca, Pollicipedomorpha, Pollicipedidae. Gene Ontology annotation, biological process: tRNA wobble uridine modification; tRNA methylation.